UGCUCCUUGCACCUCAUAACUUCUAAUAUCCAACAUUACUAAAAUAUAUAUCUAAUUCAUCAGGAAGAAGCGAACAAUCAUAUGGGAGGCAACGGCAGGCAGAGGAAAUCUUCUUGCUUCUCUAUCUUUAACAUCUUCAAGACCUGUUGUUCUCAUGGCAGCGAUGAUAUUAGCGAAGAUGGUUUCUAUGUUAGAAGAAUAUGUCCCAGCGACGAAGAUGGGAGACGUUGGAUUGCAGAUCCUGGGAUUGACGGUAGAGCCUCAGCAUUCAUCGCCAGGUUCUAUGAGGCUCGUGUUUCGGACCCAGAGCGCCAGACUCUUGCUCUCUGAUAGUGCAUGCACUCUCUCUUUCCAUUCAUUUUGUUAUAUCUUCCAUCUCUCUCUUUGUUAAUUUCUCUGUAUUAAAUUUCAAUUGUUGUAGUCUCAGGGAUCAUUUCUCUCAAUAGUACUGUUACAAUUUCACUUC
Molecule: messenger RNA, 466 nt
Organism: Manihot esculenta (cassava)
Lineage: Eukaryota; Viridiplantae; Streptophyta; Magnoliopsida; Malpighiales; Euphorbiaceae
Exons: 1
Coding region: 82-330 (82 amino acids)
Source: RefSeq, a predicted model, not a curated record